This is a messenger RNA of Porites evermanni, 3443 nucleotides long. The record is from the annotation of a GenBank genome assembly. Lineage: Eukaryota; Metazoa; Cnidaria; Anthozoa; Scleractinia; Poritidae.
UGGACAACGGGGUAUACAUUUCAUGGGGAUGCUGGUCGAGUGUUUGCAGAAUUUUUUGGUGGAGAUAACCCCUUUGCAGGUACAUUGGUCUUUUUGGCUCACGCAUUUGUUAAUCAAAAACAAAACUAACCUAAAUAUGGCACACUUUGUCAGUUUUGAAAAUUUUUCUCUGAGCUGUGAAAUAGAAAUGCUGAGGUUAUCCCUUAUCUGAUUCCUGUUUCAGAAUUGUUCGAUUCCUACGAUCCAGAAAUAGGGUUUGGCGGGAUACAUGGUCGUGGUCGCCGCAAGCAGGAUCCACCCAUUGAGAGAGAACUGUACCUUACCCUAGAAGAAGUGUUUAAAGGUUGUGUGAAGAAAAUGAAAAUUUCAAGAAGGGUAAGAAAUGGUGUAGUACUACGUACAUUGAGGACAUGUUCAAUUUUAUUCUUGCUUCAUUUUUUAUUCUUCUCUGUUUUUGUAUGUUUAAUGAAUAAAAUAGCAGUUGUUGCCGUUUCCUUUAAGCCGUAAAGUGGGGUUUAUGCAAAAGAUGUCUGAGGGCUUUGUGCAAAACAGGGCAGAAGAUAAGCAGUAGGGAUAGAAGCAGGAUAGCAAAGGAAAUGUUUUCCUUUCUUUCUUCCCCAACCCUUCUUCCUGCCUUUUUUUUUUUUUGCUUAUUUCCUCGCUCUUCUUGUGCACUUCUCCCACAUGGCUAAAAGGAAGCAGAAAUGACUGCUACGUAGCCUGACAACAAAUGAACCAGGUAUUAGACCACUACUCUACUUCUCCGUCUACUCUGGCUUCUUAAAACUUCUGUGUAUUUUCUUCACAACUGCAGGUGUGAAGUAAAAUAUGCAGCAUAUUCUCUGUUAAUUAACAAAGUGAACUACACUGCUGAGAUGCCAACCUCUGGAGAUCUAAAAUCUGGAGACUCUCUUUUUCACUACCCCUCGCCAAAAAAUUGACCCAGCCCACAACAGGAAUGGCUUAGGACAUAGUAUGAAGUCUCGCAUGAAUUGCAUACUACCAAAGUUGGCGAUCAUUGUUUUAAUGCCGAAAUUAUCUUUGUCAGUGACUAAAUACGUGUAAAAAUGCCCCAGAAACUGCACUACGAAUAAAAAAAAUGCAAAUUUAGAGGCAAAAAUGGGCUAAAUCUCAAACUAAAGCACAGAAAAGCUCAAAAGAUGAUAUUUUAUCCAGGAGAUUUAGCAACAGUGCACUGUAGGUCAAAGUUUUUUUUAGAUGUCUAAUAUAAAUGUAACCUUUGCUCUCUCUGUCAGGUAAUGAAUGAAGAUGGACACACAUCAAACAUCAGGGACAAGAUUUUGACCAUUAAUGUAAAGCAGGGAUGGAGAGCUGGAACAAAAAUAACUUUCCCCAAGGAGGGAGACCAGGGCCCCAACAAUAUUCCAGGUAACAAAGUCAGCUACCAUACAGUAAUGUAAGCCACAUAGAGGACCCCUUUUGCAAGACUUUUGAGAGAAAUGCCAAUGGAUUAUGAAGUUCAGCCAUUUUCCUAUUGGUUUUUAAGGAAGGAGAACAAAUAAUUAAUUUGUAGUUCAAAACCAUGCUUGGUUAUGUUGACCUGUUUUGGCUUUUGGCAAAUUAUUUUUAGUUUAAUCUUUUUGUUUCUCUUUGCCAUUUUUUUCCUUAUGCUUGGCUUUCCAAUAGGAACUACACAAGCAUUACAUAUCUAAUUUUCUGUUUUGUUUUUUUUUUCAGCUGACAUUGUGUUUAUUGUAAAAGACAAGCCUCACCCAAUAUUCAAGCGUGAUGAUGACAACCUCGUCUAUACUGCCACUGUUCCUCUUGGAAAGGUAAAUAAAGAUCAUGAAUUAAAGCAAUUACUGUGUUGACCACUCACUUUUUAACCCCCAAAUUUAUUUCCAGCUACAUAUACCACUCUCUCCCUAUUAAUUUUUGUUGAGAUUGCAAGUGCAAUGUUAGCUCAAAUAAUCCACUGGAAGUGGAGGGAAAUGAUUUUAAAGAAAAAAAGACUCAGUAUAAGCAAAUGAGGCCCAAACAGCUGGAGGUAGAGCUAUCUUGUUACUCUAGACAAGAAACUGUGUUAGUCUCUCUCUACCCAGUUGAACAUUAAAAUGUCUACCGGCAACAUGCUAAUACCCCUAGGUGUUUCUGAUACUGAAAAGCCCUCUUUCAAGUCCUCCCUGUAUUGUAUUUUAAGGGUUGCAGUUGCUGCCUGCAGUAUGUAAUGCUAGACAGUGCAAAGGGAGUUUUCUUUUCCAAAGAAACUAUGCAGUGACAUGGCUUAGAAUGCAACAUUCUAAAGUCAAAUCCAUCAACCAAUAUGGGACUUAAAUGGGGUGAAUAAUUUUUUAUUAUUAUUUCUGGUGAGCAGUUUAAUGCAAGUCAAUUAUUAUUGUUGUUGUACUAGGCACUCACUGGUUGUGUGGUAGAUGUACCAACACUUGAUGGCAGACUUAUCAGCAUUCCCAUCAAUGACAUUGUCAAGUAAGUCAGAACGCAUCCUAAUCUUGCUGUUCCUGUGGUACAAAGGCACAAAUUUUCGAGGUAUUGGGGUGCCUGCCGAUUAGCUGCCCCAACUCAUUUUCUCAGGGGCAUCUCGGCCAGGAAACUGGACUCCUUUUGACACGCUUUCGUUUCCGUAGGUGACGAACACGGAUCCGUAAUCAAUGAUUACCUCUAGUGCUUACAAUGUAGAUGUCCACAAACAACAUAAGAAAAUUAAGUUGAUAAACUGUGCCAAGUUAAAGUGGUCAGGAGGUUUACAGUGAGUCAGACUACAAAAAAUGAAAACUAGACCUUUUUGUGGAGCAUUGUGCAGUAGCAUAUGUAGGGGAGGGACCCAGGCCUCAACCUAAUUUAUGGGCUAAAGUGCAGCGGGGCUAAAAUACAGGUCACUUUUCCACACGUCAGAGUACAGGUCACCGUGAUACAGAUAAACAAACUGCAUUAAAAGUGUCUCCUAGCCCUAAUCUCCUAACAAAAUGCUCUAUUAGAUCAAGUGGAAUCUGUGUGGUUUGGUAAUUUAUCGAUGGAGCAGUGACCUGUACUCUUGACCUGUAGAAUGUGAUCUGUACUUUAGACCGGGCAGCUAAAGUGAUAAACACAGGGCUGAGAGAAAAUAAUAUUUUUUUAGUUUGGGCCCUUGCUCCUCUUCUCUCAGGGUUGGCAUGAAAGGGAUUUUCACCUUCUUAAAGAUCUAGAUCUGCCAUUGUUGUGUCAAGCAACAAGCUUUGAAAGAAAAUGUUGCAGCUUCAUAAGUUUGUCAGGAAAGACUAUUAUCAUACCAUUAAACUUUGAUAACUUCACAUUCCUUUUUCAGACCUGGAUAUCAAAAGAUAGUUCCUGGUGAAGGAAUGCCCAUCUCCAAAAAUCCUAAUACAAAAGGAGAUCUUAUAAUUCAGUUUAAUAUCGAGUUCCCAAACCAACUGAAUCCAGAGCAGAAGAGAAUGUUAAAAGAAGCACUGCUGCUUGAAUCAUAA